GCGCUCGGGCGUCCGUCGCGUGCGGCCCCUGGCUCAUCACCGCGGCCUUUGUGUGUCGGCGCCCGCGCCUUUCCACCCCGCGGUGUCUGUGUUGGUCCGUAUCCCGCCGGCCUCCGCCCGGGCCUCGGCGCUGCCCGCGUCCGCUGUGGCGCUUCCACUGGGCGCCGGUCCCCGUGUGUCGACCCCUGUCAGUGUCGGUGUGUGGUGUUCAGGAUUGGUGGUCGUGCCGCUGUCUCUUUCUCUCUCCCUCUCCCUCUCCCCCUUUGCCUCCUCUCUUCCUCUGGGCCUCCGUGUCUGCAGUUCCCGGUGACCCUAGUCCCCAUCUCUGUGCAUCUUCCUCCCCUCCGUUUUCCCAUUCAUCGUCCUCGCGCACAUCCCCGACCCCGAGGUCCCUCUGCGCGUCUGCUCCUUGGUCUGGAAUCUGCCCCUUCCCCCAGGUCCUGGAGUCUCCAGAGGGGUGGGAGGUCGAGAGCCGGGCUGUAGAAUCGAGGCCCACUCCUUGGCCAGCCUGUACUGGUUAUCAGGUGACUUCUUUCAUUUCCAAACCUCCGCUUCCUAGUGUUUAAAGUUAGGGUCGUUCACAGUUCCUGCAUCCUGGCGUCGCUGUGCGUGUUCCCGGAGGCGGUAGCAGUGAAGCAGCUCGCCCCGCAGUCAACUGCUGGGACCCCUGCAUUCCGCUCUUAUACGUUUUCAGCUCCACGCAGCACAUGUUUGACAUCAGUCAUUUGAGUACCCCUUGAGGGUUUUGCCAUAUCGUUCGUUCUCUACUCGAUCUAAUACUUCUCUUUGUGAGUCCGUUUGUGUUGAAAAACUUGUUCUCGUUCUGAGCAGCAUGCGUGCGCUUUCGUGGACUGUUUUUUCUAACACAGUUUAGUGUAAUUACCCGGCGUUAAAGUAGUGUGUUUUCCUUUACCGGCCCUUUUCAAAUGUUCUUUUUCUCUGAUAAUAGCAGGCAGCGUUACUGAGCCCCUACUAUCUGCGGGCAGGGCGCCAAGCACUUUAUGUACCCAUCUUAUUUAAUCAGCAAGCCUGCCGGGUAGGAAUUCUUUCCUUCUUUUCAGAGUUGAGCAAACUGAGUCUCAAGGAGGUUGUUCUGCUGGUAGCUCAUGGCCAGGAUUUGGGCCCAAGUUACUUGUUCUUUGUUUCACACGUUAGUUUUUCUUUCUUUGAUGAGUUUGUAGUGCUGGGUCGCGGUCUCUUUCUUUUCCUUCUAGGGCCUUGAUCCUUUCUCUUCGUUGUCUCGCCUCACUGUCUCUGGUUGUGAUUCGGUCUCUGAGUACUGUCUCUGCCUGGGUUUCUCUGUGCCUCUUUCUCUUCUUGUUGGUCUUGUUCCCUUCCCUCUGUCUCUUCUGUGCUGGUCACAUCAGCUCUUUGUCCUGGUGCAUCCAGCUGGCCUGCUGGGCCCCCUGACCGCCUCACAUCUGCCUCCCUGUGCCUGGGCUCUCCAGCUGGAAUUCAAAGCUGGGGCCAGCCGGCCGUCCCAGGACGUAGAUGCGGUGACCCCCAGCCCCUGCUGCUGUCUUUUCCUCCAGUCGCCCCUGUCUCGCCACCUCCCGGGGGGCCCACCACCCUCACCAUCACCCGCCGCCAUGUCGACCUCGUCGCUGCGGCGCCAGAUGAAGAACAUAGUCCACAACUACUCGGAGGCCGAGAUCAAGGUCCGAGAAGCCACGAGCAACGACCCCUGGGGCCCAUCCAGCUCCCUCAUGUCUGAGAUCGCUGACCUCACCUACAACGUUGUCGCCUUCUCCGAGAUCAUGAGCAUGAUCUGGAAGCGGCUCAAUGACCAUGGCAAGAACUGGCGGCAUGUCUACAAGGCCAUGACGCUGAUGGAGUACCUCAUCAAGACCGGCUCGGAGCGCGUGUCCCAGCAGUGCAAGGAGAACAUGUACGCGGUGCAGACGCUCAAGGACUUCCAGUACGUGGACCGUGACGGCAAGGACCAGGGCGUGAACGUGCGUGAGAAGGCCAAGCAGCUGGUGGCCCUGCUCCGUGACGAGGACCGGCUGCGGGAGGAGCGCGCCCACGCGCUCAAGACCAAGGAGAAGCUGGCGCAGACCGCCACGGCGUCCUCAGCAGCAGUGGGCUCGGGGCCCCCACCUGAGGCGGAGCAGGCGUGGCCACAGAGCAGCGGGGAGGAGGAGCUCCAGCUCCAGCUGGCCUUGGCCAUGAGCAAGGAGGAGGCCGACCAGCCCCCAUCCUGCGGCCCUGAGGACGACGUCCAGCUCCAGCUGGCCCUUAGUUUGAGCCGUGAGGAACACGACAAGGAAGAGCGGAUCCGCCGUGGGGACGACCUGAGGCUUCAGAUGGCCAUAGAGGAGAGCAGGAGGGAGACUGGUGGCCAGGAGGAGUCCUCCCUCAUGGAUCUUGCUGAUGUCUUCACGGCCCCGGCUCCACCACCAGCCACGGACCCCUGGGGAGGCCCCCAGGCUGCACCCAUGACUGCCCCCACGUCGGACCCUUGGGGAGGGGCCCCCGUCCCUCCAGCUGCUGAUCCCUGGGGUGGUCCGGCCCCUACACCAGCCUCCGGGGACCCUUGGAGGCCUGCUGCCCCUGCAGGGCCCCCGGUUGACCCUUGGGGUGGGACCCAGGCCCCUGCAGCUGGAGAGGGGCCCACGCCUGACCCGUGGGGGAGCUCUGAUGGUGGGGCUCCGGUAGGCGGACCCCCAGCCUCUGAUCCCUGGGCUCCAGCCCCGGCCUUCUCGGACCCCUGGGGAGGGUCACCUGCCAAGCCCAGCACCAAUGGCACCACAGCCGUCGGGUUUGACGCGGAGCCAGAUGAGUUCUCGGACUUUGACCGCCUGCGUUCAGCCCUGCCGACCUCCGGGAGCAGCACGGGGGAGCUGGAGCUGCUCGCUGGAGAGGUACCCGCACGCAGUCCCGGGGCGUUCGACAUGAGUGGGGUCGGAGGCUCUCUGGCCGAGGCUGUGGGGAGCCCCCCGCCGGCGGUUGCCCCCACCCCGCCGCCGCCCACGCGGAAGACGCCAGAGUCAUUCCUGGGGCCUAAUGCAGCCCUCGUGGACCUCGACUCACUGGUGAGCCGGCCGGGCCCCACGCCGCCAGGAGCCAAGGCCUCCAACCCCUUCCUGCCAAGCGGAGCCCCGACCACCGGCCCCUCCAUCACCAACCCCUUCCAGCCCGCGCCCCCUGCGACGCUCACCCUGAACCAGCUCCGGCUCAGCCCUGUGCCCCCGGUCCCCGGAGCACCACCGACAUACAUCUCUCCCCUUGGUGGGGGCCCUGGCCUGCCCCCCAUGAUGCCCCCAGGCCCCCCAGCCCCCAACACUAACCCCUUCCUCCUAUAAUCCAGGAGGGAGGGGGAUUUGGCCUGGCCCGGCUUCCCCCAUUUCUGCUCCCUGGGAGACCAGUGUUGUGAGUGCAUGUGAAGCGGGGGACCCCUGCCCCCACCCCAGCACCCUCCCCUCCUGGGGCCCACUCACACUACACCCUCUUCCAUGUCCCCCACCCCACCUCCCCGGAGAGAAACUGGAUGUGACAUGGGGGAUGGGGAGGGGUGCUGGCCGGAGGAGGACCCCUUUCCUGUGGCAUUAGAAAGGGGAGGGACAGCUGGGGGUCCCCCACCCAUUCCCCUCCCUCCCAACUCCUGACUGGCCCCUCAAUCAGUGUUUGAGCCUCCUCGUCCCUAUGCGCACCCCUUGGUGAAUCCUUGGUGAUAAUUUUGGCAACUUCGGGAAUAAAUGGCAAUUCUCUUGGG
Messenger RNA from Panthera uncia (snow leopard), 3715 nucleotides. It is a transcript of the gene EPN1, whose product is annotated as epsin 1. Gene Ontology annotation, molecular function: phospholipid binding; clathrin binding. The coding region runs from base 1590 to 3305 and encodes 571 amino acids. Gene Ontology annotation, cellular component: plasma membrane; endosome; clathrin vesicle coat. Gene Ontology annotation, biological process: endocytosis. The transcript has 11 exons. Lineage: Eukaryota; Metazoa; Chordata; Mammalia; Carnivora; Felidae. The record is from RefSeq and is a predicted model, not a curated record.